AGUCUGAGAAUCAGAGAAUCAGCUGCUUCAAGUUUAAAACCCAAAAGGAUUUAAUAACUAACGGGAGCCGGCUCUUCAUAGCGGACUGUUCCCUCCUGUGUGAACAGGCUCUUUGUAGCAGACUGUUCCCUCCUGUGUGAACAGGCUCUUCCCUCCUGUGUGAACAGGCUCUUCCCUCCUGUGUGAACAGGCUCUUCCCUCCUGUGUGAACAGGCUCUUUGUAGCAGACUGUUCCCUCCUGUGUGAACAGCUGCUUCUAUACAGCCAAUGAUUCUAUCUUCGGCCUUUAAAGAAUCUUCAACAUAAUAUGGCAUAUAUAUUAUAUGCCAUAUUACCAUCUACUCAUAGCAUAACAUUAUAUUACUAAUAUCACAAGCAUUUCGUACAGCCUAAAGUCACAAAUCUGCACACAUACGUCAUCCUCUGAGGAAGGGAAGAAGACGCAGAUCUGCAAUGGAUGUCAAGUGUACAGCAUUGAAUGACGUAAAAGAAACGUACAAUACGUUCAAUUCAUACAAAAGGAAUGAUCCUAGUGUGUGUACUACAUCACACAUACUAUGAUGAUGGAGCGCUUUCACUCCCUCAAACAUGACUGCUGGAAUACGUUUAUUUGCUGGAUCCCCGUUGGCCGCUGACGCGUAGGACCUGUUCUGUGUGUUCAUCCUCCAGACUGAGAUGACCGAUGCAGAUUAUAUUGCAGCUUUUCAACAACUCUUACUCCCUGUAGCUUACGAGUUUCAUCCUCAGCUGGUUCUGGUCUCUGCUGGAUUUGAUGCUGCAGUUGGAGAUCAGAAGGGAGAGAUGUGUGUCUCUCCUCAGUGUUUUCAUAUCCUCACUCACAUGCUGAUGAGUUUGGCUGAAGGUCGACUUAUUUUAGUUCUGGAGGGAGGUUAUAACCUUCAGUCCACGGCGGCGAGCGCUGCAGCCUGUGUCAGAGCUCUGCUGGGAGGAGCCUGUCCUCCUCUGACUCCGCCCACCGCUCCCUCUGACAGCGCUCUGCGGUCCAUCUCUCAGACGGCCUCCGCUCUGUAUCCUCACUGGGCUUCUCUGCAGACGCUGGGAGGCGGCCCACUGGCUGAGGGGCGUGUCAUGAGGGCGACAACCAAUCAGCACAUCACAAAACAGAUGGACCCGGCUCCCUUUGUUGCCACGGUGACGGGUCUUGUUUACGACGAGCGGAUGAUGGAGCACCAGAACAUGUGGGACAGAAAUCAUCCUGAACAGCCUCAGAGAAUCUUCAAAAUCUUCUCCAAACAUCAGCAGCUGGGAUUGGUUGAUCGAUGCCAACGGAUAGAAGCUCGCCUAGCAACAGAGGAGGAGCUGUCCAGGUGUCACAGUGUACAGCACAUCCAGCAGAUGAAGGCCACUGCAGGGAUGAAGCCCAGAGAUCUGCACAAACUGGGUCAAGAGUUCAACUCCAUCUUCAUCAACACGCAGAGCUUCCAGUCGGCUCUGCUGGCAGCUGGAGGGUGUUUCAGUGCUGUGGAGAGAGUCCUCUCAGGACAGGUGAGUAAUGCCGUGGUCUACCGUUCGCCCUCUUGGUCAUCACCCAUAGAAAGACUCUCCAAU
Molecule: messenger RNA, 1569 nt
Organism: Gasterosteus aculeatus aculeatus (three-spined stickleback)
Lineage: Eukaryota; Metazoa; Chordata; Actinopteri; Perciformes; Gasterosteidae
Source: RefSeq, a predicted model, not a curated record